AUGAAUAAGCCAACUUCAUCGCCAGAUGUGGAUAUGCACAGAAACAACCAACCUUUUAUCCCUUUGCAAUCCAAAAUAGACCGAUUUAUGGAGACCAAAUAUUCGUUGUUUUAUGAUAUUCUCUCCCAUGAUGCCUCUUCAGAUAACUCUGCCAAUUCUAUUUAUGACAAGGUUCUUUUGCUAAAAAACACGUUGUCCCAAGCUGUUGAUGAGCUUGAGCGCUUAGUCGAGGCAAAAGAAAAUGGUAGCAUAUUUAUUUUUUGA
Molecule: messenger RNA, 264 nt
Organism: Mitosporidium daphniae
Lineage: Eukaryota; Fungi; Microsporidia
Exons: 2
Coding region: 1-264 (87 amino acids)
Source: RefSeq, a predicted model, not a curated record